UCCGGUGGAGUCUGAAGGCAGCAGCUCUGCUGCUUUCACUGCUUCUCAGUCCUGCUAGUAGGACGCUCCUACGACGGCUGCAACUGCGGAGAAAUCUCCCUUCUCUCUACUUUUAAUGAAGAUGACAUAGCUUCAAAAAAGCCUCUGCUGACCAGGGAUCAGCUGAAGCAAUAACAGAGACCCUCCUACCUCGACUGGCUUCAUCAGCACUGCUCUCUUCAGAUGGGAGGUCACAAUCUGCUGGUCCGCUUCACCCAAAUGCACAAUCUGCAUUCCGCCCUCAUAUAAAGAUGGCCGCCCGUGGCCUUUUCUUGCACCUGAACACCCCGGAGCAGAGCUGUGCGCUACCAUGGUGAUCAUUUUCUCAAAAACACUGGAAAAGAAGAAGGGUGCGAAUGAUGUAACGUCCAAGAGCUCCAACAGACAGCUGAGUGAUCUCCGCACCAUGAGCAGAGGGACCACCCUCUUCUCCUGUGGAACAGUCGAGGCAGAUAGAUGGUUGGACCUGGGACGAAGCUGUGCCAUCCAGGAGAAAGCUCGAGAUUCCAGUUUGGAGAGCCUGUGGGAUGUGGGACCUGAACCUGGAGGCUUGCACUGGGCCAAAGAACCAGGCAGCACUACCGCUAUCACCAGUCUGAUAAGAGAUCUCACCCUGGGAAACAGGAUCAGCUCUCAUGGGACCCCCCCUACCCCAACACAUUUCAUAAGCGGCACCCAGACUCCUGCGGCCCCUCCGAGCAAACGGCAGUGUCGCUCCCUGUCGUUCUCAGAUGAGUUCAGUGGGUCCCGCUCAUCCUGGAGGCCUCAAGGCUCCAGAGUGUGGACGUCUGUGGAGAAGCGUAGGUACCAUAGCGGAGGGAGCGUGAGAGGAGGAUCAAGCCAUUUCCCUCCAAUGCAGCGCAGCUCCAGCUUCAGUUUGCCUUCAUGCUCGAGCUCAGCCCCAGAGGGAACCCGGGACCCGCCACUCUUCAACCAGCAGCUGCCUCUUCACCUUCAGUUCACUGCCUCCUCUGUGUCCCCUAACUCCGUUUUCUCGCACCACUCACACAGUCAGGCCUUUCUCCGGCCUUUAUCCCUUUCCCACGAGCAAAUCAGCCUGACAGAGCUUCAGCAAGAAGAGGCAUCUGAGAGCAGCUCGCCAGACUCCACCCCAGAGCUGGGAAGGAGAGGUGCCGGAAAGGGGAGUCUGUCUCGAAGCAGGUCUCAGCCCUGUGUGCUGAAUGACAAAAAGAUUGCUAUGAAGCGCCGAAGACCAGAGGAUGCCCAGGAGCAGCGUCCCUCCCUGGAUUUGGCAAAGAUGACUCAGAAACUACAAACCUUUCAAAGCUUAAGCUGGCCUGGAUUCUCAUCCUCCGACAGCUUCAAAUCCAACCUGAGCGCGCCUUCGUUUGAUUUCGCCGGCCAAUCGGAGACUGACUUCGCGGCUGUCUCAGAGCUGUCGCUGGAGUCGCGGGCGGAUAGGAUCGCAGACGACGGGGAAGAGGACUCAUCCUACGGGGAACUGGACAGUGAUUCUGCGUGCAGUGUGGACUCGCGGUCCGGUUCCCCUGAAUGCUGCAUUGAGGACAGUAAAUGCACCCUCUGGAAGGGUGAUCGCGGGAAGCAGAGGGACAUUUUCCAGCUUGGCGGGGAGCUAGAUCUUGAGCAAAUUGAAAGAAACUGAACAUUUCUUGUUGAACGUCACAUUUCAUAUUUUAAGAGGUGACUAAAGAGAUGAUAUGAAAGGGAUGAAAUGUUGAAAUGAUUAAGAAAGUAAUAGAAAAUGAAAGAUUAAGUAUGUUGCUGAAGAUUAGCUUCUGAAUUUCACAUAUGCCUUGAACAUUCUGCUUUAACAAAAGAAAAGCAGCAUCCUUUGAUAUUUUGUAUGAGUUCGUAAUUUGACUUGCCUCAGGAGCGGAAAAUUGGGGGGUUUCUGUCUUAAAAAGCAUCUCCUAACUCUCAAUCUUUUCCAACCUGAGGCUCUUUCCAAAGUCAGCUCACCUUAGGUUUUUUUAGUACUGUAGUAGUAGCUGGGCUCAACUGUAUUCAGCUCAGAUUUGCUAUUUUUCAGAGUAAUCUGAGGGUUUGGAGUAAAAGGAGAAAGAAGUCUAUCAGAUGUUUUCGUCUUGUCUUUCUCCCUGAUUUGUUGAGCACACACAUGAAUAUUUUAUGUUUGAAUGUAGGCUGCAUAAGCUUUAUGAAGAGUUGGAAAUCAAAAAAAAAAAAAUCAAAAAGUGCCUUCUUUUGAAUGCUUGUUGUAGUUCUCUUCAAGGAGAAAUGCCUUACCUUAAAGCCACUGUCUCUGACGUUUAUGUGCAAAGUAUAUUUGAAUUAAACACUGAAUCUCCUUUUGGGUUCAAACAGCAUCGUGUAUUUUUCUACAUUUUGGGGUUUUUUAUGUGUUGUUUGAGAAGGAGGGAGAUUUCAUGGCCUUUCUUCGAACAGAAUGGAAAUAAAUUCACAACCUGCACUCAUA
Cyprinodon tularosa is the source of this 2455-nucleotide messenger RNA. Its product is annotated as protein FAM53B-like. The transcript is spliced from 5 exons. The record is from RefSeq and is a predicted model, not a curated record. Gene Ontology annotation, biological process: protein import into nucleus; positive regulation of canonical Wnt signaling pathway. NCBI's taxonomy places the organism in Eukaryota, Metazoa, Chordata, Actinopteri, Cyprinodontiformes, Cyprinodontidae. Gene Ontology annotation, cellular component: nucleus. Bases 350 to 1663 code for a protein of 437 amino acids.